AUGAAUCUACAAGCCCUCAUCGCGACAUUUUUUGCAGCACUGGUUGCUUGUGCUACUGCGGCCGUCGAUCAUGACAAAGUGGAACCCUUUCCUCAACCCGAGCCUGUCACGAUAUCUGAAAAGGCCGCUAUCAAGUUCAAGACGCAAUUGGUCAUUCCACAGGGCGUGUGUGUGUCGUAUCCUGCUGUGAAUGCUGCAGGUGAGGUCGGCGGUGGACUCAACGAUUGGGAUAAUGGCAACGACGCCUGUCUGUCUGCCGCAUUAGGGUCUCAGGUCUACGGUCGAGCGGGGUGGCACAAGGAUCGAUGGGCCAUCAUGUACGCUUGGUACUUCCCAAAAGAUUUUUGGACGGGUUUCCCUACACACCGUCAUGACUGGAAAAGUGUCGUUGUGUGGAUCGACAAUCCUGCUUUGGAGAUACCCAAGAUUGAAGGGGUCUCCAUGUCCAAGUCCGACACGAAGUACAAAAAGAAGCUUAAACUAAAGGAAUCUUAUUUCAGUGGUGCCCCAACGAAUGGCUCCAACACGUCUCUCCGAUUCGAAUAUGAGGCUGGGUUUGGCUCUACAUUUAUGGGUUUUACCCGCUGGGAUGGCGAGUACCAGAAUUUGAUCAUGUGGGAACAACUCACGGACGCAGCGCGUGCCACUCUUAACGACGGCAACAACUUUGGGAAAGAAGCGAGUGUGCCGUUCAGUGAUGAACACUUCGAGGACCGCCUCGACGAAGCAUGGCCAUUCUUACUCGGCGCUGCGAAUGAUUCAAGCUUUCUCUCAGUAGCUACAUUGGAAGCAUCUACCCGUUUUUGCGAUGAAGAUUUAGAAUUUGUACCCGAACCUCGAUAA
Molecule: messenger RNA, 843 nt
Organism: Phytophthora infestans T30-4
Lineage: Eukaryota; Oomycota; Peronosporomycetes; Peronosporales; Peronosporaceae
Product: NPP1-like protein
Exons: 1
Coding region: 1-843 (280 amino acids)
Source: RefSeq, a predicted model, not a curated record